UGUUCAAUAAUCAAAAGCAAUUGUGUAAGCAGUUUAGAAAUCAACUUGCUGGACAUUUUCCCUGGUAUGUCAAACAGGCAAUUCUAGCAACUGUGAGUGGCCUACUCACCAGCGAGGCACAGUGUGAUUGGGAGCGGGGAACAAGAACACCAAGAGUGACUGGAAAGAGAAGCAGCAGCAUUUUGGUUUCAUACUCUCGGGGCCUGAGUUUCUUGAAAUCAUCACACCUACAAUAGGAAAAUGGCUGAGUUGAAGUAUAUUUCUGGAUUUGGGAACGAAUGUGCCUCAGAGGACCCUCGCUGCCCAGGUUCUCUACCAGAGGGACAGAAUAACCCUCAAGUCUGCCCAUAUAAUCUGUAUGCUGAGCAGCUCUCAGGAUCGGCUUUCACUUGUCCACGUAGCACCAAUAAGAGAAGCUGGUUGUACAGAAUUCUACCUUCAGUUUCUCACAAGCCCUUUGAAUCCUUUGAUCAAGGCCAUCUCACUCACAACUGGGAUGAAGUUGAUCCUGAUCCUAACCAGCUUCGAUGGAAACCAUUUGAGAUUCCAAAAGCAUCUCAGAAGAAAGUGGACUUCGUGAGCGGCCUGCACACCUUGUGUGGAGCUGGAGACAUCAGGUCUAACAAUGGGCUUGCUGUCCACAUUUUCCUCUGUAAUACCUCCAUGUGGAACAGAUGCCUUUACAAUUCAGAUGGGGACUUCCUGAUUGUUCCCCAGAAAGGGAAACUUCUCAUUUACACCGAGUUUGGCAAGAUGCUUGUGCAGCCCAAUGAGAUCUGCGUCAUUCAGAGAGGGAUGCGCUUCAGCGUAGAUGUCUUCGAGGAGACCAGGGGCUACAUCCUGGAGGUGUACGGCGUCCACUUCGAGUUACCUGACCUGGGACCCAUUGGAGCCAACGGCUUGGCCAAUCCUCGUGAUUUCUUGAUACCUGUUGCCUGGUAUGAAGAUCGUCAAGUUCCAGGUGGUUACACUGUGAUUAAUAAAUACCAGGGCAAACUGUUUGCUGCAAAACAGGAUGUAUCCCCAUUCAACGUUGUGGCCUGGCAUGGGAACUAUACUCCCUACAAGUACAAUUUGGAGAACUUCAUGGUCAUCAACUCAGUGGCCUUUGACCACGCAGACCCAUCCAUUUUCACCGUGUUGACUGCCAAGUCUGUCCGCCCUGGAGUAGCCAUCGCCGAUUUUGUCAUCUUCCCCCCUCGUUGGGGGGUUGCCGACAAGACCUUUAGGCCUCCUUAUUACCACAGGAACUGCAUGAGUGAGUUCAUGGGACUCAUCAGAGGCCACUACGAGGCAAAGCAAGGUGGGUUCCUGCCAGGGGGAGGCAGCCUGCACAGCGCAAUGACCCCCCAUGGGCCUGACGCCGACUGCUUUGAGAAGGCCAGCAAGGCCAAGCUGGCUCCAGAGAGGAUUGCUGAUGGAACCAUGGCAUUUAUGUUUGAAUCUUCUCUAAGUCUGGCUGUCACCAAGUGGGGACUUAAGACCUCCGGUUGCUUGGACGAGAACUACUACAAGUGCUGGGAGCCUCUCAAGAGCCACUUCACCCCCAAUUCCAGGAACUCAGCAGGACCUAAUUGAGACUGGAGCAUUGCUAACAUAAUUUAGAGUGGAUUCAUGUGGUUUCCUUGAGAAUUUCCUGCUCCCUGGUAGUAUUGGGGGAGGGGGUUGGUUAAAGUGAAAACUCAAUUUUCAGUCAAGUAACUAGAACCUUUGUGGAAGUGCCUUUGGAUCAUUGUAUGGUGGUCAGCCUAAUAACUCAAUAAAUGCAUGCUGGUGUUCUGUGAAA
Molecule: messenger RNA, 1786 nt
Organism: Tupaia belangeri chinensis (Chinese tree shrew)
Lineage: Eukaryota; Metazoa; Chordata; Mammalia; Scandentia; Tupaiidae
Gene: HGD
Product: homogentisate 1,2-dioxygenase
Exons: 14
Coding region: 241-1578 (445 amino acids)
Biological process (GO): L-phenylalanine catabolic process
Cellular component (GO): cytoplasm
Molecular function (GO): homogentisate 1,2-dioxygenase activity
Source: RefSeq, a predicted model, not a curated record